AAGGCUCAGGUGGAUUCGGAGGAAGAGAGAGAUCAGGAUUUUCAGGCAGAGGAGGAAAGUAGGUAUAUCAAGGUCAAAAUCUAAUAGAUUCUCACGAGGUGGUGGAAAGCCUAAAGGCAAGACAGUCUGUAAAUUCUUUGUAAAAGGAAAAUGUACCCACGACCAUUGCAGUUUCUUGCACAUGUAUUCUCCAAUCGAUAACAUUACUCUCCAGGCUUCUGUGAGCAUUUCUCCAGAAGCGCUGAGAGAUAUCUGUUUGUUCAAGAUUGAAGAAGAUAUUCAUAUUGCCACCUCAGAUGUCAAAGGAGAAAUACAAGUAUUCAGCCCCGCUAAGAACGAGGUGAUAGAAAGAUUCACUCCAGAGGGCGAAACUACUUGUUUAAGAGUGUUUGAUCAAUUUCAAAAUGUUCUAGUCGCAGGGUACUCCAAACAAGCCCCUGGAGGAGCAAUUCAUGGAUCACUCUUACUCCUAUCCGGUGAGAAUAAGUUAGAAGUGGAGGCGCACGAAGGCCAUAUAACAGACAUUAUAUGCGUCAGCUUCCAGACCCCAGAAUUUACAGGAGAAGUGUUCUUUACAGCAGGAUUGGACUGAAAGAUCAGAGCAUGGAAGAUCAACGAAGGACAGCUAGAGCUAAUGCAUACCUUGGACACGCCUAACAACUCGCCGAUCACAUGUCUGGAAAAUUCAGGCCCAAACUUUGUGUUCGCAGGUUGCCAGGACGGAGGUAUUGUAGCUUGGAACGUCCUCAAAAACGAUUCAGACAUCAUGAAGCAGGAUGGAGCAACAGGAAUCAUUAAGACCAAGGUGUUCGAGAAUCAUCUGAUAGUUGCCAGAGAGAACAAGUCUGUUGAAGUUUAUGACAUGAACAGCGAGUUCUUGUGCACAAACAAUUUUACUGCGAAAGGAGAAAUCACCUGUUUGGCAGUUGCAGUCGACGCUCUUGGAUGAAAUGUACUCCUGAUUGGGCAGAAAUCAGGAUACAUGGAUAUGCUGAAUAUUAGUACAGGAUUCAAGAUGUUCACUUCGAUGAUGGCUUAUUCAGACAGCCCCGUAACCAAAACUCUUCCCAUCGUGAACAUCUUCGGGAUGGAUGCUGGCAUCUUCACUGUUGGAGAGGACGGGUGUCUCUCUGUCUGGUCUUGGAAGAAACCUGACAAGUCAGGCUUCUCCAAGCGUGGAGGCAGAGGUAGAGGCAGAGGAAGAGGUAGAGGCAGAGGAGGACAAGGAGAUCAAGGGAAGGCAUGGUAG
Messenger RNA from Moneuplotes crassus, 1249 nucleotides. The record is from the annotation of a GenBank genome assembly. NCBI's taxonomy places the organism in Eukaryota, Ciliophora, Spirotrichea, Euplotida, Euplotidae.